This is a messenger RNA of Scylla paramamosain (green mud crab), 4834 nucleotides long. RefSeq names its product actin-related protein 2/3 complex subunit 2-like (gene Arpc2). The record is from RefSeq and is a predicted model, not a curated record. Bases 96 to 1010 code for a protein of 304 amino acids. NCBI's taxonomy places the organism in Eukaryota, Metazoa, Arthropoda, Malacostraca, Decapoda, Portunidae. Gene Ontology annotation, cellular component: actin cytoskeleton; Arp2/3 protein complex. Gene Ontology annotation, biological process: actin filament polymerization; Arp2/3 complex-mediated actin nucleation. The transcript is spliced from 7 exons. Gene Ontology annotation, molecular function: actin filament binding; structural constituent of cytoskeleton.
UAUCAGGAGACUGGUUGGAUCACCUGAGGGAGUGUGUGUGACGCCCUCCCAGGGACCUGCCACCGCCUGCACCUCGUCCCCAUGCUGCCGCCACAAUGAUUCUGUUGGAGAUAAAUAACAGAAUUCUCGAGGAGACGCUCACCGUGAAGAUUAGGAACAGUUUAAAUGGGCAGAAACCCGAGUCCGUCGAUGUCACUAUAGCAGACUUCGCCAGUGUGCUGUACCAUGUGUCAAACCUCAAUGGUGAUAAGACAAAAAUUCGGGUGAGUAUAUCCCUCAAGUUCUACAAGGAGCUGCAGGAACAUGGGGCCGAUGAACUCAUCCAGAAGGAGUACGGAAGUCUCCUGUUACCUGAGGCGGAGUCUGGAUAUAACAUCUCCCUCUUAGUGGACCUUGAAAACCUCCCCAAUGACUGGCAGGCGUUAGUCAAAAAGAUCGGGUUGUUAAAGAGGAACUGUUUUGCGUCAGUCUUCCAGAAGUACUUUGAGUUCCAGGAGCAGGGACUGGAAGGACAGAAGAAGGCUAUCAUCCACUACAGAGAUGAUGAGACCAUGUAUGUUGAAGCAAAGGCAGACAGAGUUACUGUGGUCUUCAGCACAAUCUUCAAGGAUCCUGAUGACGUGGUGAUUGGGAAGGUGUUCAUGCAGGAGUUUAAGGAGGGGAAGAGAGGUAGUCAGACAGCCCCCCAUGUGCUCUUCUCUCAUAAGGAGCCGCCUCUAGAACUUCAAGACACUGAAGCUAGACAAGGAGAAAAUAUUGGUUAUGUCACUUUUGUCUUAUUUCCUCGACACACCUGUAAGGCGGCCAGGGACAACACCAUAAACCUAAUCCACAUAUUCCGGGACUACCUGCACUACCACAUUAAGUGCUCCAAGGCCUACAUCCACACCCGGAUGCGAGCCAAAACCAGCGACUUCCUCAAGGUCCUGAACAGAGCGCGUCCAGAACCAAACAAGUCUUCAGGAGAAAAGAAGACAGCAUCAGGUCGAUCCUUUGUGCGCUCCAACUGAUAGUGGAUGUUAGUUCAUGUUGAACUGGACGAACACGAUCAACAUCAACAUCUUGCUGUGAUUGGCUGCCGGGAGAGUCCAGGGCACACUUUGUUGAGCUCCAUACUAGUGUUAGGACUCGCAUAGCAUCAUCAGUUUUUUUUUAUUUUUCUUUCUUUCUUUCUUUUUCUUUUUAUUAUUAUUAUUAUUAUUAUUAUUAUUAUUAUUAUUAUUUUUAGUUUUCAUUGAGCAAAUCUUUUUAAUAGUGAAGGACUUCUGGAUACUGGUGCUGGACUCAAGUACUACAUCAUACUGGUGUACUUGUGGCAUUGUUAUUUUGCACAAAGUGAUAAGUGAAUCCCAGAAUUGCAUUAGCUGCUUUUCUAUUUGCCAUGCAGCUUCCAUAUCCUGAAGAGUGGGACACUGAGACUCAGGUUGUUAUAUAAUUAGUACCAUUAUUUUAUUACUAUUAUUACUAACUAUUAAUUAUUAUCAUCUCUGGCUCUCUGGCAUUCCCUGAUUCCUGUUUCACGUCUGGACGAGUCUUGAACGUCAAUCACAAAUCCCACUUUCUGUAUAGUCUACAAUUAAUAUAUGCCUAGUUAUACAGUUAUUGGAGUAUUUAUCAGUUAUUCAAUUGGGACAUUGAGUCUCUAUUUCCCACACUUGAGGAUGUGGAGCUCCUUAACAUAACUCGGGUAAGCCGCCGCUGCCGCCGCCACCGCCGCUAUCCUCGUCCACCUCUCUUCCCCCUGUGGCCAUAAUGUUUCUUCCAUUCUUAGGAGCCAUUGUGGGGAGCCACUGUGGGGUCCUGAGCUUCUUAUUUAGGAGAUAACUGGAGUGGAAAAGGUGGUACGUCGGGCGGCUUCAAAACACCAAAGCUUUGUUGGCUUCUUUGUUUUCAUUAGGUUUUUUCCUUCUUGCCGAUUCUCACGAGCAAGCCUUGAAGGAGGUGUUAUCAGGGGUUAGUGUCCUGGGUUUGUAUGGUUUUAUGUAUGUCAGGUCAGUACUAGAAGGUGUUAUCUUAUGGGGUCAAGUGGUGUCCUGGGUUCAUGUCAGGCCUGAACUGCCAUUUAGCAUGUAUGUAUGUAAGAGUUAUUCACAGUUGAUCUUUAUUUUUGGUGUAGUUUUGAGCUUGAAAUCUUGUAAUGAACUCUCAGAUGUCUGCUGUUGGAUAGACUUGCUUUCCCAUGGAAGACAGAAAGUAGGAACAAAAGUCAUCGAGAAGGAUAGAUGUGGUGGAAACAGUUGCACUGCCUGUCCAGUUCACUCAAAUGAUAUCAGGAAGAAAAGAUUGGAUGGAGAUUAAUGAUUUGCUUAUCCAUUUCAAUCAGGGAGUUAGAAAAGGUCAUUUAGGAAUGGAAAGGUGGGCUGGAGGCGAUUCAUUUGCCUGUACAACCUAACCUGUCAUGUGUAGCAGCACAGUUAUCUCAGGGCAGACAUGUGAGGGUUAUCACAGGGCUUUCUCACAUCAAGCUGCACCAUCUUGCAGAGCUGAUAGUUACUGAUUUGACUGCUCAAUGAAGCUUUGGAAUACUGUUCAAAUACGUGCACAGAUAAAGAAGAAAACACUGAAGCCAUCAUUAGUUGAUCAUUCAGAAAUAUAAUGUGAACAUAUUUACCUUGAAGAGUAGUAGUGGAAAGAGUGGUUUUUAUUAUUAUUAUCAUUAUUUGGAUUAUCAUAGUUCUUGUUUUGAUUAUUGUUGUCUCUAUUCUAAGAUCGGGAAUUGCAUUGACACUUUGAUUUCUGCAGUGAUGGGUGUGUAGGCUGUGUGGUGAUUCGGAGUGUACCUCUCUGUAACGGAAACUGGUGACACCUUUUUGCUUCAAUCCUAUUUUGGAUAUCCCUAAGAAAAGUUACAAGAAAUUUCCUACUACUAUUUGAUGUUGAAAAAAGAAAAGGUCAUGAAUCCUGCUUCUUCAGUUUAGACAGUGGAAAAAUGUGUUUGGCAGACGUUUUUCACAAAUCCCCUCUGACGUUUGUGAUCCUACACCACAGAUAAGAAAAGUAUAGUGUCCACCUCUAUUUAUCAGUCUAGUUUGCCUGUGGUUUGUAUCUCUGGAUAUGUAUAGGCAGUGGUUGUUCAUUGAGUUAUACCUUAGCCUGUUCUUGAUUAGUCGAGUAACAUCUUAACCUGAACGCCCUCCCUUCAUCCCUUCCUUCUCUCUGUAGUGUGUAGCUGCCCCCCCUACCCUCUCUCUCUCUCUCUCUCUCUCUCUCUCUCUCUCUCUCUCUCUCUCUCUCUCUCUCUCUCUCUCUCUCUCUCUCUCUCUCUCUCUCUCUCUCUCUCUCUCUCUCUCUUUUCCAACCAUUUAGCCAUCACCUUCAUUGUUGAGUGCCCCAGCUGCUUAAUUUAUGGACUGGAGGAGGUGUUAUUUAGAGCUGCAAUCAUCUUUUGUAAAUAUGCUGGUUAGGUGAAGGUUUGUAGGUGCACUGUGGCGCUGUCCCGGCUUCACGACAACCGAUGUUAACGUUUGGAAGUGGAGGUGCCUUUCCUUAGUCAUUGCCCUCGGGUUCAGGGAGCUUGUUUGGCGUUCUUGCCAAUGUCCUAAAUUCUAGCAGAGUUGUCUGAGACAGAUUCCUUUAUUUUGGUUUGUGAAUCUUGAUGCGUAUGUGGUGAUUUAUUUAGCAAGGCUGCAUUUGUGUGUCUCAGGAGCUCAUGUGAUACUUUGUGGUGUUAUUUUAUCAUUAUUUUUGUUUAUUUAUUAAUUUUUUUCAUGGUUUUGUUGUCCUUUGUCAGAUUACUAUGCUUGCCAAAAAGUUCUGUGUUAUUUUCCUAAAGGAAUUUGUUUUGGCCUGCAUUUCCUCCCUUCCCCUCUCCCCUUCCAAGUUUUCUUUCAUUCAAAUUUUGUAUAAUCACAAACAAAUUUACUAUCUAAUUUUCUUGAAUUUUGUGUUAUAGGCAUCUGCUCUUUUUGUUAUCAGUGUAAAGAUUUCAGUUAUUUAAUAUACUGUUCUUUGAUACUUUGGGUUUGGCUGAAUGUUGCAGAUUUGAAUUAAUUUGGUCUAGAGCUUUACACUGAUCAUAUCUGUCUGCUUAAAGUGUAAUCAAGAAUGAUCUGAGGCAUUUCCUGUGUAACUGAUCAAUUGUUGCUGGCCAAAAAAAAAAUACACAAUCUACGUAUGCUGCUGACUAAAUUUGUGAAUAAUACUGUUGUUCAAGCUGCCACUUUCAUUUGUUUUAUUCUGCUCCAAAUUUUUUAAAGUUGCAUCUCACCUGUUGUUCAUGUCAUCUUUUUUCAAUGUCUGGUUAUCAUUAAGUUCUCAAAGACAUUCCCCUUCUACAAAUUUCUAACGACUUGUGUGUGUAUAUAUAUAUGUAUACUAGAUAUAUAAAGAAUUGAGUAAAACGUGUUUCAGAAGUAUGAUGAAGGGCAAUGGUACCUGGACUGACUUUUUGCUGUUGUGAAAGUGAGAGAGAGAGAAAGAGGGAGAGAGAAAGAGAAUGAGUGAAAGAAUAUGUGUUUAGCAGUGAUGAAUGUUCUCAUACUAAACAUUCCCAGUGCUUUGUGCCAACAAUUUCCAUAAUCUGUUUCUUUUGCUUGUCUGAAUCAGUCUGCCUUGGGGAACGAACACAAACACUUGUCUCGAUUCCUGGCAUUUGCUUUUUUUCCCCACUAAGUAUUCAGAAGACUUUAUAAGGGAAGGCACCCCCAGUAUCCUUAUAUCUGAGUGAUUUGUUAAUUUUUUUGUAAGAUUGAGGACCAUUCUACUUGGUAAACUUUUCUUCAAGGAUCUAGAGAAUGGGAUUAGGUAUAAUUGCAUUCUUGUGUUUCAAGUGUUCUGAAGUCUUGUGUUAAUCCGUACUUUCUUUUAUCCUGCAAUACAUCCAAAAGUGAUUGUU